GGGAAAGAAAAUAAAACAAUAAAUGAAGUUCUCAAAUUCUCAAAUUAGCAUCACAGUUGUCAGAAUAUUGUCAGAAUAAAGCGACGGCGUCUGUCCGUAGCUCCCGACCACGGGCACGAGUACGAAUACGAUCAAAACAUCAGAGCAAGAACAAAAUACUAAUAAUACCAGUAAUGCCAUUGGUUCAUUUUCGAUGGCACCUGCAACGGAGAUUCAGAACAGGCUUGAAAAAUCAAGUUGAUCACAACAAGAAUUCGAUCUCGACGAACCUUCCUGCUACGACAAUGAGCGACCAUACAAUAAGAGGAAAGCUGAGAGUCCUCGUGAUCACCCUCGGUGGCGAACGGCGGCGUCAAAUAGAAGAAUUGUUUGAUGAUCCGGUCAUGGGCGAGCACUUCGAAAGGCCANUGAGAGUCCUCGUGAUCACCCUCGGUGGCGAACGGCGGCGUCAAAUAGAAGAAUUGUUUGAUGAUCCGGUCAUGGGCGAGCACUUCGAAAGGCCAACGUUCAGCGAAGGCGUGCCCUCGAGAUACAUUCGAAACCGGUUCAAUUUCUACAAGGUUGCCCAYGACGCAGGAUUGUUGCCCGAGCAGGAGUGGCAGGCCAUCCUCAAAGCGACUGAAGAAAAGACAUAUGACCAUCUACCUACUGAACGAUUUUUUGACUGCCUUGAGGAAGUCGAAGUCACCAAGGGACGACACGGUAGCCAAGAAGAUAUCAAACUCCACUAUUCUGUAGAACUAUGGAGAAAAGCCAAGGCAAUCAAUCGAGCUCGAUCCGAGUUAGCAUGCGUUUUUGCACAUCUCAUYGCCAUGAAAACUUUUGUAGAAGAUGGAAACUUUGAUUUAAUUCUUGAGGAUAAUAUUCGAACGGAUCCCAAAAGCUGUGCACACAAGGUGUUAGAGUUCAUGAGGGCUACCGAGGAAUGGGAAGAAGAUAUGUCAGAAAUAACGAAAUCCAAAUGUCACUUACGGUUUGCUGGGUGGUUGGGUUCGGUCCCGAACAUAGAGUGGAUCAUGCAAACUCACAUACCAAAGAGAAAAUAUUCGAGGAAAAAGGCUUGCAAGGACGACAACGACGAAGACGAAAGAGCAACAAUUUUCCCCCUACCUCUGCUUGAGCACUUGAACGAAGACCUCCAGACAAUAGAGGAAMGUCAGGYAAAAGUGGAACCUAGUACAAAUACGUCAACAGAAAAGGACAAAGACGAAGAAGAAUCCGAAAUCGGGGAAGCCCAACAAACUCAAAAGCACACAAAGCCCGGGGGCAAUCUACUUUGGGGUGCAUACGCGUAUUGGAUAUCCAAGGAGGGUUACRAAAGUUUGCUCGAAACUCUACGYAGUGAYGUCGGUGCAAUACUGUGGAAAGGGAAACGGAUGCGGAAUUAUGCWGUCAAACCGAUAGAUAAAAUGUUGCCUCGACGAACCGUCUCCAAAUUUGGACCUUCUGCCGUUCAAAUCUUGUCGCAGCCAGCCUUUUUCAGAGCCCCGAUGCUGACCAGUAAAAUCCAUACGCAGUGGGAUCCUGGGUUUUGCGAAAGCACGGAAUUCCAGCUUCAAAAGGGCAAGCUAGGUUGGUCCGAUCUGUGGCUCACCGAUACCGAACGURCGAUUGUGGAUCACCACAAGACAUCUGGAAAAUGGUUGACUAUCAAGGAAUUGGAACUACUACAAMUGUAGCUGAUAUUUUCCCACGACURCGCCUGCAAAAURAA
Molecule: messenger RNA, 1714 nt
Organism: Pseudo-nitzschia multistriata
Lineage: Eukaryota; Bacillariophyta; Bacillariophyceae; Bacillariales; Bacillariaceae
Source: the annotation of a GenBank genome assembly